Messenger RNA from Lepisosteus oculatus (spotted gar), 6782 nucleotides. RefSeq names its product monocyte to macrophage differentiation-associated 2a (gene mmd2a). The record is from RefSeq and is a predicted model, not a curated record. Gene Ontology annotation, cellular component: membrane. Gene Ontology annotation, molecular function: pore-forming activity. NCBI's taxonomy places the organism in Eukaryota, Metazoa, Chordata, Actinopteri, Semionotiformes, Lepisosteidae.
AUAAACACGACGUGAAUGUAAUUUCAUUCAGCAGUCUAAAAUGUAAACUGAUUUCAACACUUGCCUUGUUGUGCAAUGUACUCUCUUUGUCUAUGUGCUCUCUUAGCGAGCAAUGCUGUUAGCACUACCUCUUUUCGACGCUGUGUGUACAGAGAGCGACGGGUGCGUGCUCACAUCCAGCACAUGACUCUACCUCAAUUCGAUUUUAUCCUCCACAGUGUUCUUUGGAAAAUUUCAGUGUAGUAUAACAUUUUAUUAUCGAAGCCUGUACGUUCAGGACACACCCGAUAUCGAUCAGGCUUCCAGAUUCACGUUUUGUGUUUCAAAACGAUGAUCCACAUCUAUUGUGUCCAAUUCUAUUGACCAUCUAUCAGCCAGCCUUACUACAGAAAUCAAAGAAGACGGGAACUGCAACAACACACCUCCCGAUUUCUUUCGAAGCACCGUCUCCACUAACUGUUGCGUUAUUAUUUGCACUUUUUAAAUGAAUCUGGUAAGAUUUAUGAACAACAGAGUUCCGUCCAACAAGAGAUAUCAGCCGACAGAGUAUGAACACGCCGCUAACUGUGCCACACAUGCGCUCUGGAUAAUUCCAAGCAUUCUCGGCAGCUCCAUUCUCUACUUCCUGUCUGAUGACCAAUGGGAGACCAUUUCAGCAUGGAUCUACGGAUUUGGGCUUUCUGGUCUUUUCAUUGUGUCCACUGUAUUCCACACCAUCUCCUGGAAGAAGAGCCACCUCCGGACAAUUGAGCACUGGUUUCAUAUGUUUGAUAGAAUGGUGAUUUACUUCUUCAUUGCUGCCUCCUAUGCUCCCUGGUUGAACCUGCGGGAGCUGGGACCAUGGGCUUCUCACAUGCGUUGGAUCAUUUGGAUCAUGGCCUGUGUGGGCACGACUUACGUCUUUUUCUUUCAUGAAAGGUACAAGAUUGUAGAGUUAAUAUGUUAUGUGAUAAUGGGUGUCUUUCCUGCCUUAGUGAUCCUCUCAAUGGCGGAUAGAGAUGGGCUGUUUGAGCUGAUCCUAGGUGGGAUGUUUUACUGCCUAGGCAUGGUGUUCUUCAAGAGUGACGGUCGCAUCCCUUUUGCUCACGCUAUCUGGCACCUCUUUGUGGCAAUUGGGGCUAGCAUCCAUUAUUAUGCCAUCUGGAGGUAUCUCUACAGGCCUGGCAGCACAGAAAUUAAAACCUCUAGAUAAUAAUGUGGAACUGUGUGACAGAAAUGUCAGCACACGGGAAAUGAUCACACACAAUGUCAAGUGAGAAUGAGUUCCUUUCAAAAGUUCCUUUUUUAUGUUCUGGAUAACAGCUUUCCUUAAUAACCUCCUUGUGAGUAAAGCCUAGCCUUUUUUGCAGAGGACACCUACAGAGGCAUGUUUCUGCAAAACACCCUAAAAUAUGAUUAGGAAAAUUAGAUUUAGAUCAGGGCGGUUUCUAGUUUGGAUUUUUAGAGCUGAACUGAAUCUUUUACCUACAAAUGUAAAAACAGAUCUGUGCUUAAUCCUUUUCAGUCAAAUGACAUACUGUACUUAAUACAUAAUUGGCAUAGUUUGCUAAUAACAACUGGUAUUUUCCAAGCUUUGGGUUCAUGAUGUGGUGAUGCUUUAAUAAUAAGAGUUUUUAAUUCCAGUGUUAUUGUACAUUAACUAACAUGUAUCCUAUUGAAGUCAAAUUGAAUGUAUAUAAAGUUAGCAAGUAUUCAUUUCCAUAUCCUCUCAUAUAAUUUGUCUCAUUUGACUCUUUAAUUUUAAACAGUAUCUCAUUAUGUUCUUAAGGUUCAAUAUAGGCAUCCUGAAGGAACUUAAUUUUUGAAGAAUAUUAUUCAAGCCUAGUAAUUUUCCAUAGAAGGAUAAAGUAGGGUACCAAACCAAGAGUAUUAAAAAUACACAUCAACAUUACCAGAAAUACAGUAUUUUUGUUUUUCAAACUAAUGUAUUGAUAGUUUUAAUUUUGCAGCAACUGUUGUUAUGUUAGAAUGUUAGGAACAGAAAAAUGUGAAUAUUAUGUGCAGGGAAAUUCCCUAUUCCCUGCGCUGUAUUUGUUUUACUCUGUGAAUUUUUGUGAGGUGUGAAAAUAAGUAUCUCCAUGGUUCAACAGGUUUGUGGUAUUAGAAUGCUAAAUCCAAAAGCUAAAAAAAAGCUUUUAGGGGGUAUUGAAACAACUUAUCUGCAAAAACAUACUAAUAUUCUUUCCAGAAUAUGACUUCCAGUGUUGCAGAAUAGAUUUGUAUUUGCUUAACGAAAUCUGCUGAAAAGUUUGGCUGAUCUCUGAUUUGAUUCUCUUCUUUUGAGAUGGGUCAAGCAUCUUUUGCUAUUACAUGAAUUUAUUAUGUGUUCUAUAUCAAUAAGUACUGUAUGUUUUCAUAAAAGGGACAAUAACCUUUUACCUUUAUGAUUAAACAAGUGAAUAUACUUGUUUUCUGUUUUAAAACCCAGGAACUGUAAGGGUAACAGCUUGAAAGUCUUUUGUGACAAUGAAUAUCCUCGUAAAACUUGAAAUCAUUCCUAUUAGUUCUAACUGCACUGGACUGUCCUUCAUGCCAGUGUUUCAUUCAGAGUACUGUAUGCAUUCCUUCAACUAUAAGCACCACAGGGUUCUGUCAUCUUAACUACUGGCUGAAGCCAAGUUGCUACAUCCACAGCAAGGCUUGAAGGAUGACAGGUGUAAUGCAUGAGAUAUUCGUCCCAUUUUUCAAUGCUGUAGUAUUUAAAACACAACUUGGAUUAACCUAGCAGAAGUGUACGUUUCUAUGAAAUAAGGAUUUUAGGAUUUUCUCUUCAUUACCAUCUACUUUUUUGUUUUUAUUUCUAAAAAAAUAAACACCUUCAGUACAUGUCCAUAAAUUGAGUUAUAUGAUGCAGAGUACUCCGCUGAUAAUUGCCAAGAGUCAUGGCCUUGUCAAGUAUUUGCCAUGCUUAGCUUUACUUUACUCUUAGUAUUUACUUAGUGCUUUACUCUUAGCAGUAGGGUUUUGUGGGUACUCUGCACUCUUGUAACCAAGGCCUACAGUAUUCCACCUUAUAUAUUCAGGGCCCCAUAUUCAAAACACUUAAGUGUAGAAAUAAGGAAAAUGGGCAGGAUAAGCCAUCACAGAAGUGCCUCACUUUACUAAACGUACGAUGUACAGUGUAGUAACUACAUAUAAGCACAUCCUCAAGUGAGCUGUGACUGAGAGCAUUGUUGGAUGUUUCAAUGAAUACAUGCACACUCAAAUCUCAUUUUCAGAGGCUUUGUCUCUCAGAUGUGUGUGAAUGAGUUAUUCUGAAACCACAGCUACUGGUAGGUACCCAACACAUGAAUUAAAGUACUAUGCAAUCAUAUUGAAUCAAAGGUUCCUCGAGCUCUCAGUUAUGAUAGAUAAUGUAAUAUUAGAAAAUAAAACCACAGUCAAAUUACUGUGUUUACAUAGUACUGCUAUUACCCAUCCCAAAUAUUUAAUUUAUUAUUUACUGUACAUCAAUUAAUAGCACCCACACAUAAUAAAGAAGGUGGUGGAUUAUCAUAAAUAAAUAUUGCAACUAGCAUAUAUCCUGAAAUUAAACACAAAAAAACACUAAUAAUAACAGGUUUACUUUUUGGUCAUUUUGAAAACAUUCCAUAUACUUAGGAAAAUUCUUAGGGGUUCUUAUUUAUAUGUAUCGUUUCAAGCUAAUUUUUUUAUUGGCUUAAAUCACAAAUUGUGCAUGAGUUCACAGAGAUUUGAAUAUGGGGCUCUCAGCAGAAAGGGUGUUUAAUCAUUUCUGUUUAAUUGGUUUUGCUUCUGUUCAUAAGAUCCAACAACAGCAGUCUUCACAACAGCAGACCUUCAGUUGUACAUAAAUCUGUUCAGAAAAUACCAAUGACUUCAAUCUUCUAGUGUUGGUGCUUUAAGGUUGCAACAUACAACUUUUGAUAUAUUGUAGGAUGCAAAAAGUCUUCCUGACUUUUUCCUGAUAGUUUAAUUCAAAUGGCAUUAAAAGCUACGUUCUCCAAGACUGUGGGUUUAUUUUAAUUCAAACACAGCUACUAUUAUGCUAAGUAACAGUUUACAGUACAUAGAGGCCAGAAUCAUUAAGUUAAACUCAAUGCAGAUGGUCAUUUUGUUCAGUACACAGGGUAAUAGAACAAGAUUGCCAAGAUCUGUCUCAUACUGGUGCAAGCAGCUGUUGGCAGUACUGUCUGCUCUUGUUUCUAAAUUGAACAGUGUAUUCCAAGCACUGAGUUGUAACCAGGCUGUUAUUUCUGGUGUUUUAUAAUUCCUUUCUAUUGUUUUUCUUUUCCCUAAGGAAAUAAUUUAAUAAUUUAAUUUUAACCCUGGAGAAAGUGAAUCCCUGUGCUCAAUGUGUCAAAAUUUUAAAUAGAAUUACCAGUUUUUGUUUGCUCAAAGUAGUCAUCUUAUACAGUAUCCAGCAUGAGGUCCAUUAAUGAUUAAAGGAAAAGUAGACUAAUAAGAAUCCCUUAAUAUCGGUUUUAUACCCAAAUACCAAGUGUGAAGUAUUUAUUCACAUUUUUGUUUGCUCUACAGAAGUACAUAGAACUUUUAUUUCUGUUAGGCAGGUUCAAUUAUUUCAAAUGAAACAAAUUCUUAAUUCCAGUAAAAAUAUAUGAAUAUAAAUCCUGGAAAAUUGAAUGUGAAGCUUCGGCUUGAAAAGAUUUUGCUGAAAAUACUUAAAAAACAAAUUGAAGAAUUUUCUCUUAGGGCAUUUUUGUUUGUGUGACAUACGGUACAGUAAAUGGCAUUAGUUUCUUAAUUAACUAAGCAGUGUACAGUAAACUUGACCUUUAUCUUAAUAGAGUAAAUAGAAUGUUAGAAUUUCUUCAGUGGCCCUUGUGCUGAAUGCGGUGUCUUUCUCUUGGUAUUGUGUAUGUCUCACAGGCAAAGACUUUGUCAUCCUGACAAGAUAAUCUUGCCAUGUCUGCCUCAUUUUUUACAUUGUUAUUUAAUAGUAAUAAUGCUCUAUGAUAAACAAAAUCAGAAGGUAAUAUUAAAGUUGUAAUAUUUAUUUACAUUUUAAUGUAUAAUUUAUAAUGUAUGAUCUUAAAAGUACAUACUUUGUUCAUUCCUUAAAAAUAAUACCUAAGUGUGACAAAUCUUUUUAUAAAUUUCUAUUCUAUUUUUUUUAUAUAAGUAUGUGUGCUUAAAAUGCUUUCCUGUUUAUUGACUGACAGCAUAGUACAUAGAUACAUAGUACAUGUGUAGAUACACACCGUAGUAAAAUGAGUGCUUUCUGAAUCUCUUUAUAUAUUUAUACAUACAGGUAUAUUGGAAGACUCAUAUACUUUGUGGCUGAAAUGUACUGUACAUUUCCCAAAGUACCAUUCUUAUUAUUAUUAUAUCACUGUUAUACAACCUUAUCCUAUAGAAACAGCCUGUUGCUUUCAGUUCCAUAAUUAUGCUGAAUUAUGUUAAAGCCAAUCCCUCAAUUGAUAAAUUGAUCUGUAGCACCUAGGUUAAUGAAGCAGUUAAGGAAUGACUUAAGGUGCCAAGUCUGAUUUACCCUGCUCUAGGUCUUUAUUAUGAGCAGGAAGUUUAGCACUUCUUUGCCUAAUUUGUUGUGUAGUGGGACUGCUGGCACAUAAUGUCUGUCAUGUGUUAAAAGGUGAGGAUUGCACUUCAGAGGUGGGUAAAAUGGGCACCCCAUUUAUAUAGAAGGUGCUUUGGGACUCUUUUGAAUGAAAAUCAUUAGGUAAAUACAAGGAAUUAUUAUAAUUGAAACCUUGUCUUCAAAAUCUUUUUUGUGUCUGUGUGAUGUCUAUCAGACAAAAAACAGGAAAGCAGUGAAGAAUUGAUAGUUUUUCUAACUUUUAUAUGUUUAUGCUGUUUUUGGAAAAUAUUGUUAGUUCAUUUUUAAAACACUGCAAGUUUUAUUUCUUGAGAUAAAAGGUAGAAAUUGUUAACUCAUGAAUACUUUUCUAUUUAAAAUACGGACUUACAGAGUGAGGGCUACUUUGUUUCCUACACCUCAGAUACACACUACGGAGUGCAGUGAAAGCAGUAAAAAAGUAAUUUUCUUCAGUAAUCUCUCUAUUCUUGUGACAAUAAGAUUUGCCUUUUAAAUACCAGUAUAACUGGAAUUAGUGCAAGGAAUUAUAAGCCAUCUUUGUGCUGUGCUACUUGGUUUGGUUAGGAAUAGAUCCUACAAAACAUUUAUAUGUGUUCACAAGAUGCACCUCUGUAAGCCUGUGCCAUCUGCUGAAGCAGCAUGAGACAGCUGUCAGCAAAAUAAAUGCAGUUCAAAGACAAAGAUGUUUGAGAAUUUGCCCUUCCAUUUUUCACAUGUCUUGGUUAUUUUAAAACGGAAGAAGAAGAAGCUCGUCUACUUCAUUGGGGCAGUCCUUGAUUUAUUACUGCUUGCCAAGUGUAUAACCUAAUAUUCCUUUGCAGUUUUUUUAUCCCAUUUUUGUUUCAUUUGUACCAUUUGUACAUUUUGAUGUUAAAACAUUUUGGUUUACCAUUAAGGCAUGAGACUAACUUUAUUAAUUACUAAACCUUUACCCCAGAUUCAACUGCUGCACUCUAGAAAAAAAAACUACUGCAGGUUUCUAUGAUUAACCACACUGCCUAUGACUUUUAGAAUGAUUAAAAACAUAUCUACUAAGAAUACUACAGCAACUUUGUAUUUAAGCAUAGUUUAUAAUACAGUGUUAUGUAUUAUUGUGUGGAUCUAACCAUUGUCUGUAUCUGCUGGCUUUACUGUAACUAGAGAUUUGUGAAUGUGUUCAGACUUUUUAAAUCAAGGAUUGUAAUUUUUGUGGUGAUGCUUGUAUUUUAUAUUGUAUUUGUCAUUUAAUAAUAACUUUUUAUAAUUA